This is a messenger RNA of Schistocerca nitens (vagrant locust), 1700 nucleotides long. RefSeq lists its product as uncharacterized. The transcript is spliced from 9 exons. The record is from RefSeq and is a predicted model, not a curated record. NCBI's taxonomy places the organism in Eukaryota, Metazoa, Arthropoda, Insecta, Orthoptera, Acrididae. Gene Ontology annotation, biological process: sodium ion transmembrane transport. Gene Ontology annotation, molecular function: ligand-gated sodium channel activity. Bases 1 to 1275 code for a protein of 424 amino acids. Gene Ontology annotation, cellular component: membrane.
AUGGGCGGACUGUACCGGCGCUACCUGCUGGAGGUGCUCCAGCACACGACAGUGCAGGGCUGCGUGCACCUCACAUACCGCACCAGGCACCCACUCGAGAGGGUGGUGUGGGCCCUGUUUCUGGCGACCGCCAUCGGCUGCACCGUAGCCACGUGCCUGUCGACGUGGAAUCGCUACCGCACCAAUCCCACGUCCGUCUCCAUGACGCACGACUACAACGAGUGGAUACUCGACUUCCCGGCCAGCUACGUGUGUCCCUCUAGCAAGGUCGACCCCGAGAGUCUUAACAUCACGUCCGCCCGGCUGGCCGGGGAGAACGCGUCCGAGGAGAGGCGGCAGCGGGUGGGCGACUACCUGAGGGCGGUGGCCAACGCCUCGCUGCGCCGCCUGGGGGCGCUGCGCCGCUUCGCGGGCGACCGCAGUCUGCCCCAGUCCGACCUGCUGCAGCUCGUGCUCGAGGUGAAGUUCAACUUCUCACACAGGCCGGCAAAUGUGCCGCCCCUACGGAUGACGCUGCUGGAGGAAGGCGUAUGCUACUACUCCAACGCCCGGGUAGCGCUCCUCGCGUCGCCUCUGCCGGAAGAAGAGUCUGAAGUCACGACGAGUAAAUACGUCACAUCAGUCGACCACGUAGAUAUAGCUGGCUCGGUGUCUUACAUGAACACAGGGUACAGGCUGUUCGUGUCGUCACCAGACGAGAUACCGAACAUGAUGUCAGCUGGCCAUUCCGCGAUGCAACUAUCACAACUGGAAAUGUCGGUUGGGGUGCUGCCCAUGUCCGCCACGGAAGCACUGCUUUCUCUGAGAGUGGAGCAGCGCCGCUGCCGGCAAGCGCACGAGUCCCCACUCGCCAUCAGUCCCGACUACUACACCUACGGCUUAUGUCGCCUCCAGUGCCGCAUAGACCUCGCUACCAAGCUGUGCGGUUGCGUGCCCUACUUCUAUCCACGGCAAGAGGAAAUGGUGACGUUACCAGAAGGGCUGGCUGACUGCCACUGCCUGCCACGCUGCUCCGAGAGACAUUACUACCCGCUGGAUUAUAAACUGUUAGACAACGACAAUGUGGGCGGUGCCGCCCUCUAUCGUUGGAGUAUCACGCAGUUCCCACGGGUCAACCUAAGGAAAGACGUCCUCUUCACUUUCGUUGAUCUUUUAGUGUCGUUCGGCGGCGCGGCGAGCUUCUUCAUGGGCUGCAGCAUCCUGAGCCUGGUGGAGCUGGUAUACUACAUGACGCUGCGCCUCUAUUUCUACCGCCGGGCUGCGCUGAACCGCUAGCCCCGCCGGGCUUGAGUGUGUCUAUCGCAGCCACAGGGCCACCAUUCUUCUCCCACGUUGCAGCCUGCUAUUUAACCACGCUUUCGCUUCAGAUCUCUACCACGCAACUACCUGACGACGUGCCUCUGCCUGCUGGCACCUCCUUCUGAUGCACUGCGCUGUCGUCAUCGUAUCGUCAUUCGGUCGAUACUCUACGGCCUCGAGGUCUGCUGCCACGGCGUCUACCUGGCCUAUGGAAGGCUGUUGCCGGCAGUAUCUGCUGCUACACCCUGCCUAGCCUGAAGCGACACGAAGGAGUAUGUAGGAACUCAGCAGUGCUGAGAAGAAUUAUUGCCGCACUGAUGGCGGUAUCGAGCAUUUUUUGACUUCAGUUGCAUCGUAUUCACAGACACCACACAUCUGCAGCUAUACUUUAUUCAUCAAAA